GUCCUAGUUAUUACAAUGCGAUAUUUGUUGUCUCAUCAACGCCAGUGCAAAAUCGUUGUUCGCGCAUUAUAUCUUGGGACGGCAAAUACGUCAAUUAUUCCGACCGCCGGCAUGUCUGAUCUCGCUGAAAAAUCUGUAAAAGCAAUGAAGGAAAAAUUUGUAUAUCCUGUUGCACGCAAGGAUCAGACAAUUGAGGAUGACUUUCAUGGGUCGAAGAUAAAGGACGUUUACCGUUGGCUCGAGGAUCCCGAUGCCGCCGAAACUCAGGAAUAUGUCAAUAGCCAAAAUAAUAUAAGCCAGCCAUUCCUCGAAAACUGUGAACAGUGGAAAAAAAUUAAUAGUAAACUAACAAAAUUAUGGAACUAUCCGAAAUAUGGUUGCCCGAUGCAAUAUGGCAAAUAUUAUUAUUUCUUCAUGAAUACCGGUCUGCAAAAUCAAAGUGUUAUGUAUCAGCAAGACUCUUUGCAUGGCGAGAGCAAAGUGUUUCUCGACCCAAAUGGUCUCUCCGAAGACGGUACAGUUGCCCUCUCCCAGAAAUCGUUCUCCGACGAUGGCAAGUUUAUGGCUUAUGGUCUGAGUGAAAGUGGAUCGGAUUGGAUUAAAAUUCGGAUACGUGAUGCUGAAACCGGUAAAGAUUUUGAUGAAGUGCUUGAAAAGGUGAAAUUUUCGGAAAUUUCAUGGACAAAGGACAAUAAGGGAUUCUUUUAUGGAAGAUAUCCCGACCAAGAUGGCAAAACUGAUGGCUCGGAGACCAAACAAAAUGAACACCAAAAGCUUUACUAUCAUCUCCUGGGACAAAGUCAGGCAAAGGAUGUAUUAGUUGUUCAGUUUCCCAAAGAACCGUCGUGGCGCAUCCAAUCUAAGGUAUCCGAUUGUGGAAAAUAUUUGAUACUGGCUAUUGUUAAGGACUGCCGUGACAAUAUUAUAUACUAUGCCGAUUUAAAGCCGGGAGAGGAGAUAGUCUCAGAGCUGGAUGUUAAAAUUAUUGUUGAUAAAUUUGAAUCGGAUUACGACUAUGUGACCAAUGUUGGCUCAAAAGUGUACUUCCGUACGAAUAAAAAUGCUCAAAAUUAUCGUAUCAUUAUAAUCGACUUUGAAAAUCCAGGCGAGGCAAAUUGGGAAACCCUAAUACCGGAACAUGAAAAAGAUGUCUUGGAGUGGGUUAAAUGCGUAAAUGAAGAUAAACUUCUUCUUUGUUAUAUAAGAGAUGUUAAAACUAUAUUGCAAGCAAAUUCGUUAGAAACUGGAAAACUGAUUCGACAAUUUGAUUUGGAUAUUGGCACCAUUGUUGGCACGUCUGGGAAAAAGAAAUAUUCCGAAAUUUUCUACAAUUUCUCGUCGUUCUUGAACCCCGGCACAAUUUAUCAUUAUGACUUUAAGCAUCCAGAUGAGCCACCAAAAGUGUUUCGGGAAAUCAAACUCAAUUUGGACGGAUUCCGACGUGAAGACUAUGCCGUCGAACAAAUCUUUUAUUCCAGCAAAGAUGGUACCAAGGUGCCGAUGUUUAUAAUACGGAAAAACAAAAAUGUCCUCGAGCCACGACCCUGUUUGCUAUACGGCUAUGGCGGAUUCAAUAUUAGCAUGCUGCCAACAUUCGGAAUUACGGGUCUAAUGUUUGUCGACACUUUUGAUGGCGUCCUGGCUUAUCCCAAUAUACGUGGUGGCGGCGAGUACGGCGAGAAAUGGCAUAAUGGCGGACGCUUGCUGAACAAGCAAAACGUCUUCGACGAUUUUCAAUGUGCUGCCGAAUAUUUGAUUAACAACAAAUAUACCACAAAAGACCGCUUGGCAAUUCAAGGUGGAUCCAAUGGCGGUCUGCUGGUCGGUGCUUGCAUUAAUCAACGGCCUGAUUUAUUUGGAGCAGCUGUUGCUCAAGUUGGCGUCAUGGACAUGUUGCGGUUUCAUAAAUUCACCAUCGGUCACGCCUGGUGCUCGGACUAUGGCAAUCCCUCCGAAAAGGAACAUUUUGAUAAUCUGUACAAGUUUUCGCCGUUGCACAAUGUCCACACGCCCCAAAAUGAAAAUAAAGAAUAUCCGUCCACGCUGAUUCUGACCGCCGAUCACGAUGACCGCGUCAGUCCUUUGCACUCCUUGAAGUUUGCUGCCGCAUUGCAAGAAGCUGUACGCGAUUCCAAGCACCAGCAAAAUCCGUUGUUGUUGCGCGUCUACAAGAAAGCUGGCCAUGGUGCUGGCAAGCCAACAUCUAAGCGGAUUGAGGAGGCCACCGAUAUUCUAACAUUCAUGUAUCUGAGCCUUAAAAUGGAUGCCACUAGUCUAUAAUCUGUAUCCAUAUGUAUAUCUACAUUUGAAUGUUGCUUAUUUACAACAGUUUAUGAGUUAAUUUCAUUUAUUGUAUGCUUCAAUGUAAAAACCGUUUAGCACAUUCAAUAGAUGUUGGCAUUUAUUAUGUAUAAAUCAGAAAAAUUCAAUAAAAAGCUUACUGAAAAAUA
Molecule: messenger RNA, 2450 nt
Organism: Drosophila grimshawi
Lineage: Eukaryota; Metazoa; Arthropoda; Insecta; Diptera; Drosophilidae
Product: prolyl endopeptidase
Exons: 10
Coding region: 16-2280 (754 amino acids)
Biological process (GO): proteolysis
Cellular component (GO): cytosol
Molecular function (GO): oligopeptidase activity; serine-type endopeptidase activity
Source: RefSeq, a predicted model, not a curated record